Molecule: messenger RNA, 3684 nt
Organism: Lolium perenne
Lineage: Eukaryota; Viridiplantae; Streptophyta; Magnoliopsida; Poales; Poaceae
Product: probable cellulose synthase A catalytic subunit 3 [UDP-forming]
Biological process (GO): cellulose biosynthetic process
Cellular component (GO): membrane
Molecular function (GO): cellulose synthase (UDP-forming) activity
Source: RefSeq, a predicted model, not a curated record
CGCCGACGCACCGCGUCGCCCCGCCACGCCCCCCCUCUCCUGCUCCGGCGCGGGGAAGCCAGGCGAGAUCUGGUGGGGGAUCUGGGAUGGAGGCCAGCGCCGGGCUGGUGGCCGGCUCGCACAACCGCAACGAGCUCGUCGUCAUCCGCCGCGACGGGGAGCCUGGGCCGAGGCAGCUGAAGCAGCAGACCCGCCGCGCCUGCCAGAUUUGCGGGGACGACGUGGGGCUCACCCCGGACGGCGAGCCCUUCGUCGCCUGCAACGAGUGCGCCUUCCCCGUCUGCCGCGACUGCUACGAGUACGAGCGCCGCGAGGGCACGCAGAACUGCCCGCAGUGCAAGACGCGCUUCAAGCGGCUCAAGGGCUGCGCGCGCGUGCCCGGGGAUGAGGAGGAGGAGGGCGCCGACGACCUGGAGGACGAGUUCAACUGGAGGGACAGGGACGACUCGCAGUACGCCGCCGAGUCCAUGCUCCACGCGCACAUGACCUACGGCCGCGGCGGGGACAUCGAUCCGCAGCCGUUCCAGCCAAACCCCAAUGUUCCGCUCCUCACCAACGGCCAGAUGGUCGACGACAUCCCGCCGGAGCAGCACGCCCUUGUGCCCUCCUUCGUCGGCGGCGGGGGAAAGCGGAUCCACCCGCUCCCUUAUGCUGAUCCAAGCCUACCUGUGCAACCGAGAUCCAUGGACCCGUCCAAGGAUCUCGCCGCGUACGGCUACGGCAGCGUCGCCUGGAAGGAGAGGAUGGAGAGCUGGAAGCAGAAGCAGGACAGGCUGCAUCAGUCCAGGAACGACGGCAGCGGCAAAGACUGGGACGGCGACGGCGACGACGGAGAUCUGCCGCUAAUGGAUGAAGCUAGGCAGCCCUUGUCCAGGAAGGUUCCCAUUCCUUCAAGCCAGAUCAAUCCCUACAGGAUGAUCAUCGUCAUCCGGCUGGUGGUUCUGUGCCUCUUCUUCCACUACCGUGUGAUGCAUCCGGUGAAUGAUGCUUUUGUUCUGUGGCUCAUUUCUGUAAUAUGUGAGAUAUGGUUUGCCACUUCUUGGAUUCUUGAUCAGUUCCCAAAAUGGCUUCCUAUUGAGAGGGAGACCUACCUUGACCGCUUGUCAUUGAGGUUCGACAAGGAAGGCCAGCCAUCGCAGCUUGCCCCAGUUGACUUCUUUGUCAGUACGGUCGAUCCUGCAAAGGAGCCUCCGUUGGUCACAGCAAAUACUAUUCUAUCGAUCCUUGCGGUAGAUUAUCCGGUUGAUAAGAUCUCUUGCUAUGUUUCUGAUGAUGGUGCCGCCAUGCUGACAUUCGAAGGAUUGUCUGAAACAUCUGAAUUUGCAAAGAAAUGGGUCCCUUUCUGUAAGAAGUAUAGCAUCGAGCCUCGUGCUCCAGAGUGGUACUUCCAACAGAAGAUUGACUACCUGAAAGAUAAGGUGGCACCGAACUUUGUCAGGGACAGGAGAGCAAUGAAGAGAGAGUAUGAGGAAUUCAAGGUACGGAUCAAUGCCUUGGUUGCUAAAGCCCAGAAGGUUCCCGAGGAAGGAUGGACCAUGCAGGAUGGAACUCCCUGGCCUGGAAACAAUGUCCGCGAUCAUCCUGGAAUGAUUCAGGUCUUCCUUGGCCAAAGUGGUGGCCUUGACGUAGAAGGAAAUGAGCUGCCUCGGCUGGUUUAUGUUUCAAGAGAAAAACGGCCAGGCUACAACCAUCACAAGAAGGCUGGUGCUAUGAACGCAUUGGUCCGGGUGUCUGCUGUGCUAACCAAUGCUCCGUAUAUGCUGAAUUUGGAUUGUGAUCACUAUGUUAACAACAGCAAGGCAGUAAAGGAAGCUAUGUGUUUCAUGAUGGAUCCUUUGGUAGGAAAGAAAUGCUGUUAUGUGCAGUUCCCGCAAAGAUUCGAUUCCAUUGAUCGUCAUGAUCGAUAUGCGAACAAGAAUGUUGUCUUCUUUGAUAUCAACAUGAAAGGUUUGGAUGGUAUUCAAGGCCCCAUCUAUGUUGGCACUGGAUGUUGCUUUAGAAGGCAGGCGUUGUAUGGUUAUGAUGCCCCCAAAACAAAGAAGCCACCGUCCAGGACUUGCAACUGCUGGCCAAAGUGGUGUGUUUGCUGCUUCUGCUUUGGUAACAGGAAGACCAAGAAGAAGGUUACGAAGCCCAAGGCAGAGAAGAAAAGGAGGCUGUUUUUCAAGAAAGAAGAAAACCAAUCACCUGCAUAUGCGCUUAGUGAAAUUGACGAAGCUGCCGCAGGAGCUGAUACUCAAAAGGCUGGCAUUGUAAAUCAAGUGAAGUUAGAAAAGAAAUUUGGGCAGUCCUCUGUUUUUGUUGCAUCCACUCUUCUUGAGAAUGGUGGAACCCUGAGGAGUGCAAGUCCAGCUUCUCUUCUGAAGGAAGCUAUUCAUGUCAUCGGUUGUGGCUAUGAAGACAAGACAGACUGGGGAAAAGAGAUUGGCUGGAUCUAUGGAUCAGUUACAGAGGACAUUCUUACUGGGUUUAAGAUGCAUUGCCAUGGUUGGCGGUCAAUCUACUGCAUACCUAAGCGUCCCGCGUUCAAAGGUUCUGCGCCUCUCAAUCUUUCAGAUCGUCUUAACCAGGUUCUUCGGUGGGCUCUUGGUUCUAUUGAAAUCUUCUUUAGCAACCAUUGCCCACUUUGGUAUGGGUAUGGUGGUGGACUGAAGUUCUUGGAAAGAUUUUCCUACAUCAACUCCAUCGUCUAUCCUUGGACCUCCAUUCCACUUUUGGCCUACUGUACAUUGCCUGCCAUCUGCUUGUUGACGGGAAAGUUUAUCACUCCAGAGCUUAGCAACCUUGCCAGCAUCUGGUACAUGUCGCUUUUCGUCUGCAUUUUUGCUACGGGCAUUCUGGAGAUGAGAUGGGCUCGUGUAGCGGUCGAUGACUGGUGGAGAAACGAGCAGUUCUGGGUUAUUGGUGGUGUCUCUGCCCAUCUCUUCGCUGUGUUCCAAGGACUUCUCAAGGUGAUUGCUGGUGUGGACACGAGCUUCACUGUCACAACAAAGGCUGGAGACGACGAGGAGUUCUCGGAGCUUUACACAUUCAAAUGGACAACCCUGCUGAUUCCUCCGACCACCCUGCUUCUUCUGAACUUCAUCGGUGUGGUCGCCGGCAUCUCCAACGCCAUCAACAACGGAUACGAGUCAUGGGGGCCACUCUUCGGGAAGCUCUUCUUCGCGUUCUGGGUGAUUGUCCAUCUCUACCCCUUCCUCAAGGGUCUUCUUGGGAGGCAGAACAGGACACCGACGAUCGUCAUCGUCUGGUCCAUCCUCCUGGCAUCUAUCAUGUCGCUCCUGUGGGUGCGUGUCAACCCCUUCCUCGCCAAGAGCGACGGCCCGACCCUGGAGGAGUGCGGGCUGGACUGCGCCUAGGAGAUAUAUCAUGGUUCAGCAAAUGUGAAUUCCCCCCACCCAGUGCGUGUGUGUGUGCGCCCAAAGGAGUAUUUUUGCAGGUGUUUCUGUGCCCAUAAUUUAUUUUUUCGUCUCCCCAGAAAUGUAGAUAGAAAACAUGUCAACAAGUGUCACGUUCGUUUUGUUCCCAUGGUGGUAGCUGGGCCUCAUACUUAUGCAAUAUUGGGCAGACGGGAGGCAGUGGCAACCUUGUGCAGUUCGGCCACGAGAAAAACAAAUACAAUCAGAUUCUGUGUAUUUUCAGCAUUCUUUAUUUGUUUAAUGGACAAAUGUAUCUUUGAGUGAA